UACACUGCAAAAUCUACAUUUUUAGCUCCAAGAUUUACCACACACUCACUUGUUUUUUCCUCAACUCCCACAAACAACAAAACAAAAACUUAGGAAAACCAAAUUAACAUUAAAUCCUGCUCUUAUUCUCUCUCUCCACCGCCAUCCACUUCUUUCCACUUCCUCAAAACAAAUUAAAAAAAUAUAUUCUUUUUUGCUUUUUCAGAUACCCUUUUGAUUUCUUCUCAAUUUUCCAUUCAAGAAUCUCUCAGUUUCUCAGUUACUAGCAUGGUUUCAUUGGGAGCUAUAUAUAGUGUUGCUUGUGUGUUCUUGUUUGGUGUUACUUUGGUUUUGGCUGGUGAUAUUGUUCAUCAUGAUGAUGUUGCUCCCACAAGACCUGGCUGUGAGAACAACUUUGUUCUGGUCAAAGUUCCAACUUGGAUCGAUGGUGUGGAGAACGAUGAGUAUGUUGGUGUCGGUGCGAGAUUUGGUCCUACAUUAGAAUCGAAAGAAAAGCAUGCCACUCAUACCAGAGUUGUCAUGGCUGAUCCUCCUGAUUGUUGUAGCAAGCCUAAGAACAAGCUCACCAGUGAGAUCAUUUUGGUGCACCGAGGAAAAUGUAGCUUCACAACCAAGGCAAAUAUAGCUGAUGAAGCUGGCGCUUCGGCCAUUAUCAUUAUAAACAAUCGUACAGAACUUUUCAAGAUGGUUUGUGAGGUAAAUGAAACUGAUGUUGAUAUUGGGAUUCCUGCUGUUAUGCUUCCACAAGAUGCUGGAUUAAACUUGGAAAGACACAUACAAAAUAAAUCCAUAGUGGCCAUUCAGUUAUACUCUCCACUGCGUCCAUUGGUUGAUGUUGCGGAAGUGUUUUUAUGGCUUAUGGCUGUCGGUACCAUUUUAUGUGCUUCUUAUUGGUCCGCUUGGACUGCCAGAGAAGCUGUUAUUGAGCAAGACAAGCUUUUAAAGGAUGCUUCAGAAGAAUAUACUGCAGAAAGUGUUGGUUCUCGUGGUUAUGUGGAAAUCAGUACCACGGCAGCGAUUUUAUUCGUUGUGCUUGCUUCUUGUUUCUUGGUUAUGCUAUACAAAUUAAUGUCAUUCUGGUUUGUUGAAGUUCUGGUGGUUCUAUUUUGCAUUGGUGGGAUAGAGGGACUGCAAACUUGUUUGGUGGCUCUAUUAUCAUGUUUCAGAUGGUUUCAACAUCCUGCGCAAACAUACGUGAAGAUACCGUUCUUUGGAGCUGUUCCAUAUCUGACACUGGCUAUUACUCCAUUCUGCGUAGUGUUUGCGGUUGUUUGGGCAGUUAAACGUCAUGCGUCAUAUGCGUGGAUUGGUCAAGAUAUUCUUGGUAUCGCGUUGAUAAUUACAGUUCUUCAGAUUGUUCGCAUUCCAAAUCUCAAGGUUGGGACUGUUCUUCUAAGUUGUGCUUUCCUAUAUGACAUCUUAUGGGUGUUUGUCUCUAAAUGGUGGUUCCAUGAGAGUGUGAUGAUAGUGGUAGCUCGAGGUGAUAAGAGUGGAGAAGACGGUAUUCCCAUGCUUCUCAAGUUACCACGUUUAUUUGAUCCUUGGGGUGGUUACAGCAUCAUCGGUUUCGGGGACAUAAUCUUACCGGGACUUCUAGUAGCAUUUUCACUAAGAUACGAUUGGUUGGCAAAGAAAAACCUCCGAGCCGGAUACUUUGUGUGGGCUAUGACUGCAUAUGGUUUAGGUCUCCUCGUCACAUAUGUGGCUUUAAACUUGAUGGAUGGACAUGGCCAGCCAGCUUUGCUUUAUAUAGUUCCAUUUACACUUGGAACCUUCUUGUCAUUGGGAAAGAAGAGAGGUGAUCUGAAGAUUUUAUGGACAAGAGGAGAACCAGAAAGGCCAUGUCCUCAUAUUCAAGAAGUUAACCAAUCAAUCAAUUAACCACCAAUAAUUCUCAACAUAAUUGUAUCUUAGAUAUUAGUUCAUAUUAGGAGAUUAUGUUAACAUAUGUAACAUUAUUGUAAUAAAAUUCCAGCCAAAUGGCCCUACUGUGUGCUGUAACAUUAAUUUUUUUUCUUCUGAGAUAGCAGAUUGAAGGUCAGAAGAUUAUUCAAGGGAAUCCAUAUUCUGGUUGGUGGGUUUGCUUUGAAUGAGUCUUCUCUAUUGUUGAGUCAUAACUCCAAUGUAAUGUAAUAUUAUUGUGAUGAUUAUAGUAAGUUUUUUAUAUCGAGUCUAA
Molecule: messenger RNA, 2176 nt
Organism: Vicia villosa (hairy vetch)
Lineage: Eukaryota; Viridiplantae; Streptophyta; Magnoliopsida; Fabales; Fabaceae
Product: signal peptide peptidase-like 4
Exons: 13
Coding region: 268-1881 (537 amino acids)
Biological process (GO): membrane protein proteolysis
Cellular component (GO): lumenal side of endoplasmic reticulum membrane; Golgi-associated vesicle membrane; cytoplasmic side of endoplasmic reticulum membrane
Molecular function (GO): aspartic endopeptidase activity, intramembrane cleaving
Source: RefSeq, a predicted model, not a curated record